Lodderomyces elongisporus is the source of this 1371-nucleotide messenger RNA. RefSeq lists its product as uncharacterized. The transcript has a single exon. The coding region runs from base 1 to 1371 and encodes 456 amino acids. NCBI's taxonomy places the organism in Eukaryota, Fungi, Ascomycota, Pichiomycetes, Serinales, Debaryomycetaceae. The record is from RefSeq and is a predicted model, not a curated record.
AUGAUUCCAUCGGCGAGAAUACAAGUCAAACAGUUGCGUUCCUCAAGAGAGAACAUCCCAGCUUAUCUUUUAAAUGGUGUCGCUAAGCCUACUUUGAAGGCUUUUAUUUACGCAUAUCUCUAUUUAGUAUUGCCCAAGAUCAUCGGUCGUCUUGUCAAGUCCUUGAGAAAACAUAAAUGGGACACUUUUUUACCACGGAUGAAAAAGACAUUGCUUCGGGCUUUGCAUCCAAGGAAAUUUCCGGUUUUUGCAGCAAGCCUCGUGGCAGGAAUCAAUAUACUCGAACCUCUUCUUUACGGCUUACUUAAAAAGAAGCAGUUGUUGUUCAAGACACCGUCAUCAAGAUUGUUUCUAUCUACUUUGUUGUCUGCUCUUGUAUCGGCCUUAAUCACAUUCCCCUUAUACCAAGGUCAUGUUGUCAAAUUUGGUAGACACAACUCAUUGGACUUGACCUUAUUGGUUGCAACCAGAGCCAUGGAUACAGCAUUUUCAUCAAAUCUUGCCAAAGUAGCGCCUAAAGCACUUUCAGGCUACGGGGACGGCCUAUUAUUCAUUGUUAGUUGCACCUUGAUAAUGUUUUGUUGGUUUUUCUACCCUGAAAAACUUCCUCCAGAAUACGGUAAGUGGAUUACGUCGGCGGCAAACAUGGAUCCCGAUUUUUUGGAAGUUUUGAGAUUGGUUCGAGAUAAAAAACUCAUCUACGGAGAGCAUGGUCCUUAUGAGGAUUACUUGACGCCGUAUUUUAUCAAGUACGGCCAGGACCCCAAAAGAGGCAAUAUAGUUCUUAAUCAGCCCAUAGAGUGCGAGGCUGUACAUGCCUUUAAAACCAAAAGUUGCGAGUUGCAUGCACUAUGGAGAUUUUGGAGAGGUUUCAAAUUUGCAAUGACAGUUUAUACUCCACUUAACUUGUUAAUGUUGCUCUUUAAACUGAAGGUGAAAAUGUCAGCAAGACUAGCUCGAGCAUUAAAAUCAUCUAUUCGGUCAUCGUGCUUCUUAGGCGCAUUCAUUGGUUUUUAUUGGUACGCUGUUUGUUUGGCAAGGACAAGGUUAUUUCCUAAACUUUUCCCCAACGUUCCAAGGACUCGUUUUGAUGAUACAAUUUGCCCAUCAGCAGGCGCAGUUAUGUGUGGGUUUUCAGCAUUCAUAGAGACGGUACAAAGGAGAAAAGAGUUGGCAUUGUUUGUUGCACCGCGUGGAUUGGGAACAUUGGUUCCCUCGGAACCCACAGAUCGGAAUUUAAAAAUUGAGAGCUUUGUUUUCUCAAUAAGUUUGGCAGUUUUGGUUGCUUAUUCAAGAAACCAAGCUUCAAGUGUAAGGGGGAUUUUUGGCAAGGGCCUCCAACAAGUCUUCAACAUUGGAAGCUAUACUUAG